This is a messenger RNA of Elaeis guineensis (African oil palm), 1120 nucleotides long. Its product is annotated as ras-related protein Rab11D. Lineage: Eukaryota; Viridiplantae; Streptophyta; Magnoliopsida; Arecales; Arecaceae. Gene Ontology annotation, molecular function: GTP binding; GTPase activity. The record is from RefSeq and is a predicted model, not a curated record.
UCAUUUGCUCCUACGAUGUUUUAAUAGCCUCCACACUCGUCAGCGAGAAACAAGAGCCUAGUGGGCGAGCUCCAUACGGGAUCCGGUCACUCUCCCCCGCUGCUCUCGCUCAUCUCGCCUCCUCUCUUUUACUACUAUCGUGGUGUGUCGUCGACGGCGGCGAUGGCGGCUGGUGGCGAGAAGAUCGACUACGUGUUCAAGGUGGUCCUCAUCGGGGACUCGGCGGUGGGGAAGUCCCAGAUCCUGGCCCGCUUCGCUCGCAACGAGUUCAGCCUCGACUCCAAGGCCACCAUUGGGGUCGAGUUCCAGACUCGGACACUCGUCAUCCAGCACAAGAGCGUCAAGGCCCAGAUCUGGGACACCGCCGGCCAAGAGAGGUACAGGGCUGUCACAAGUGCUUACUAUCGAGGUGCUGUCGGGGCUUUGCUGGUUUAUGACAUUACCAAGCGUCAGACCUUCGACCACAUACCUCGGUGGCUUGAGGAGCUGCGAAGCCAUGCUGACAAGAACAUUGUGAUCAUGCUGGUGGGCAACAAGACUGAUCUAGAGGACCAGAGGGCUGUAACCACAGAAGAUGCCAGCGAGUUUGCUCAGAAGGAAAAUCUUUUCUUCCUGGAAACAUCAGCACUGGAGGCUACAAAUGUUGAGACCGCCUUCGAAACUGUUCUGACUGAAAUUUUUACCAUUGUCAACAGGAAGAACCUGGUUUCUGAACCUCAAGGCAAUGGCAAUGGACCAGCACUGUCUGGCAAAAAGCUCCUCAUCCCUGGACCAGCACAGGCGAUUCCUAAGAAUAAGAUGUGCUGUCAGACAUCUUGAUUUUGCAUUCUCUGGCUUGGAUUACGGUUUGGAGUCGUGUGCUGGAAUCAGUUGAGCUGUCUUUGUAAUAGAUGUAUAUCCUAUUGGUAUAGUUUAGGUUUAAGGGAAUCAACAUUGAACUUGGAGAGAAUUGUUUUGUCUAGUGGAUUGAGUUGCGAUAAAUUAAAAAGUUUUCAGGUGCUUCUUUGUUAUAUAAUAUAGAUCAUGUAGAUAGUAAAUAAGUAUUCAGAAUGAAAGAGUAUGUUGUAAGGAUUGGGUUGCGGUGAAUCAAAUAGUUUUCAGGUGCUUCUUUGUUAUAUAA